Kuraishia capsulata CBS 1993 is the source of this 1419-nucleotide messenger RNA. RefSeq lists its product as uncharacterized. NCBI's taxonomy places the organism in Eukaryota, Fungi, Ascomycota, Pichiomycetes, Pichiales, Pichiaceae. The transcript has a single exon. Bases 1 to 1419 code for a protein of 472 amino acids. The record is from RefSeq and is a predicted model, not a curated record.
AUGAUCAUAAAAAGUCGUUUAUGUUAUAAAUGCGGCAGGACUGGAACCGCCGGCUUCAGCCGCCUUGUCCCCGCGUCUAGCGGCAAACCAGUUGGUAACAAACAAGACAGUGCCAUGAGAAGGAGACUGGAACAACUGGCUGAAGAUGCGUAUCCCUCCAGUGAGAAUCCUGAGGCUGGAAAACCUGUUGAUGCGUUGCCGUACAAUCGUCAGACACCAGCAGUGACUGAGUCCGCACCCAGCGCCAUGGUUGAUGAAUCAGACAUAGAGAAACUGAUUCGAAGAAUCGAAGGUUCGGAGUUCACAAACCAAUAUCAGAAGGAAAUUGGGAUCAGUCAAAUCCCUAAAUAUGUGGGUAAACAGAUCAAGGAUACUGCCAUGGAUGAUGUGUGGACUGGUGAUGAAAAGGCUGAAGACACUGUAUUGCGGUUGUUAAUGGAUAAGCAUAAGCCUAAGAGGACAACCAAGGUGCGGCCCUUAAUCACACCUCCUGUGCCCUUGAGGGAACGAGUUGGUUUGGCCAAAGAGAAGAGCCUUGACUAUAAGCUACACAAAAUUUCGAACACCGAUAAUGCCAAGGAUGCGGCCAAGACCAAGACGUCCUCAGAGGAAGAAGACCGGCAUUUCGCGGAACUCUACAAGGAGAGACUUCUAGGGCCAAGUUUGCUGCUAUCAGACUCGUUCGUUGGAGUGAACAACUCCAUUACAGCAAUGGCUAAUCAGCGGAUAGAAGAAGCCAAACAACGCGGUGAAUUUAACAACGUUACGCGGGGAAAGCCUUUUAAGCGGGAUUUCAACACGGAAAAUGCAUAUCUUGACAGAACAGAAUACCACCUCAAUAACAUCUUGAAACGCCAAGAUGCGAUGCCGCCCUGGAUCGAGAAGCAGGGAAGUGUGGAUGCUGCAAUCAGAAAGUUCAGGGAAUCGCUAGAUCAGGCUUGGCGCAAAAGAGCCAUAGUGCUGUUCAGUGACAGGUUUCCGAAGUCGGAUCUAGAAGAGAAACUGAGGUUUUUGAACAAGUACAUCAAGGCAGAGGACAGGUCCAACAGAAGCGAGCAGUUACGCGAUUUCGAAUGGGAAGAGAAGCAGCGCAAAUACUUGAAGGCCAAGCUGAGGUCAUUAAAUGACAACAUAAGAGGAUACAACCUCCAAGCGCCAUUGCCGUCUCAGAAAAUGUAUCUUGAUAUUGAAAAAGAGCUGAAGUUGGCGUACAAAAGAGUUGCACCAGCUUUACCAGAAGCGCUGAAAAGGCACGUUUUGGGCGGCAACGAAAUAGACACCCAGCCCCAAAACACUUCAAUUGCAAGUGUAAGUCUUGGCUACAGAGACCUGCACCAACGCACCGCACAGAGCACGUACCAGGUACCCUCUGAAAGCCUCGGAAAAAUGAUUUUGGACUUAUUCCGGAAAGAACGGUGA